Molecule: messenger RNA, 782 nt
Organism: Tricharina praecox
Lineage: Eukaryota; Fungi; Ascomycota; Pezizomycetes; Pezizales; Pyronemataceae
Product: CoA binding domain-containing protein
Exons: 2
Coding region: 151-606 (151 amino acids)
Source: RefSeq, a predicted model, not a curated record
UGAAUUGACGUUGUCAUAAAACUCCUGAUAGCUGGUGAUAUGCCAUGAACAUGACAUCAUCCAGUAUCUACCUCGGCAUCCACCGUCCACCGCCCAUGCAUAGAUAUCACAACUCAUCGCCAUCGCAAACCCACUUAGCACCCACUAACAAUGGAAUCCCAAAUCCGCACCUUCUUCCGCAGCCCCCUCUACGCCGUCGUGGGCGCCUCAACGGACCCGUCCAAAUACGGGCACAAAGUCUUCGCGUGGUACCUAUCCCGCUCGCUCCCAGCAACACCAAUUAACCCGUCGGCGAAGACCACGGCGGUCCUCUCGAUCCCGACAGUGCGCAACGUGCGGGACCUCCCGAAGCCCGCAGAAACGAGCGUGAGCAUCAUCACGCCGCCAGGGAUCACGCGGCAGGUGCUGGAGGAAGCGGCGGACGCGGGAGUGAAGCGCGUGUGGAUGCAGCCGGGCGCGUGGGAUGAGGCGUGUGUGGCGCUGGCGAAGGAGAGGGGGCUGGAGGUGGUGGUGUACGGGCAUCAGCAGGAGCUGGGGUAUGAGGGAGCGUGCGUACUGGUUCACGGAGAGGAGGGCAUCAAGGCGGCGGGCAGGGGGAGUCUUUGAUGAUACCAAUGGGAGUGGGAAGCUUUGAAGAUACCUGUGGGCGUGUGAAGCUUGUCGUACAGCUGCUUACGUGAACCGCCAAUGCGUCGUUACGAACUUACGAGUGACAUCCUCGGUGAUCCCAGCACGGACCCCGCAGAAUUCGUGAAGGCGGGAUCAUGUGGGUUUUUUGGAGA